Molecule: messenger RNA, 1663 nt
Organism: Coffea arabica (coffee)
Lineage: Eukaryota; Viridiplantae; Streptophyta; Magnoliopsida; Gentianales; Rubiaceae
Source: RefSeq, a predicted model, not a curated record
UUGGUGCCCUUUAACACUAGAAAGUAAUUAACCGCCUCCCUCCGCCCUCUUUGCAUCGACUGAAAAUUUGGAAUUGGGUAUAUUCUAGAGUACUCUUUUGCGUUUACAUUUUCCUUUUUCUUUGUGUUUUCUUUUGGGCUUUUUAACACGACGAUAGGCGGAGGAUCUAUGGCGGUUUCUUCUUCCUGUUCCUUGGAUUGCCCUGUCUAUUGGCUUGUGGACAUGACCAAAAUUAUAGCCGGGCAUGAUUGUCCCCCACUACAGCCGGAGGCGGGCAAGGCAGCCUUGGUUGCGGCGUUGCUGCUGAUAAUCUUACUUUCGUGGGUGCUUAUUUCCAUGGACAAUUUCCGAGAUGCUAUUUUCAUGUGCCAGCAUGGAAUUUGCAGGCCCAUGCGGAAGGUCAUGGGUCUAUUAACAUGGAUGGGAGCCCUUGGGGUGAUCAUCAAGCUUCUUCCGAGCUUGGUUGCUAAUGGCUAUGGUGUUUGCGAGUUGUAUCGCUAUGUUGUUGCCUUUGGGUUUGUGUUUUACAUUGGAAUUGUCUUCAGGGCAUGUCUGUCACUUUUUCAAACUUGGCCAACUGUAUCAUUGUCCACUAGUUAUAAGCCACGAUCCAUGGAGGAAAACAAUUUUGAAACGUAUGGCUGCUUUACGUCAUAUUCAGACAUUGACAAUAUACGCAGAGACAUGAACUACCUAACCUCGCAUGCGAGGCACAUGAUAGACAUUGGUUCUUUGUCAGUCCGCCUGGUACCAGUAGUUCUCAUGCUAGUGUUGAUAGCUAUACGGUGGAACCCUCUACAUAUCCUGAUAAUGUUCUUCUACUGGAUAUGCUUAACCAUUGUGGUCAUGCAAUGGUCCUUACCCCAUUUUGCCUAUAGUGCCUUGUUUUGCAGUCAAAUUGAAGUUGUGCCUCUGCAUGACAAAAAAGUUGAAUCAGUGAUACGACAUUUAGGCCUGUCACCUCUGCAGAUAUUCUUGCUUAAGACUGGCAAUGCGGUUUUCAAUAUGGCCAAGCUGAUUCUGUACUUUGCAAGUUCUAGGCUUCGGUGUUUUGUGAGGAUGAUCCACCGGUAGAAACAGCUUGGUAUCUGUUGAUUGAUGUGGCAUUACAGGGAGAAUGGUUCUCAGGACUUCUGAUUUGGACUAGGAAACGGUGAUUAACUGCCUUUUGAAAGAAAGAUGUUUGAUAGGAGUAUAGAACUGAAAGGAAUUCACAACUCUAGUAUCAAGUUUGAAUGCAGACCGGUGGAUGCUGUGAUACCGUUGGUUCAGUUUCAGAACGUACUGGAGCAUGAAUGAUUUAGUAAAUCCAAGAAUAUCUGAAGUUUCAUGGUGUGCUUUGCAGAACAGAAGCUUUUGACUCUGUAAAGAUUAAGGAGCGAGGAGAAUUUUAAUUUAUUUUGUCCUUUGUUUCUCUUGGUCUGGGUUUCUUAUUUGUUGUUCUGUUGCUUAGGACUUCUUAGAUGUGGUUCCCAUCGGGUUCAUGUUUUGCAGCGAAAGGACAUGAAGCUGCCUACUUUAAUUUAGCUUACUGCAUGUGGCAACCAGCUGUGUGAAGCUUUGAUUGUACAUAUGCCAACUUUCCCAAUGUCCCCAAAGUAAUAUGCGAACACCUCUGGAGUGGUGGAGGCUGAUCUCGUCUUUUAUUUCUUCUCGUCGAUCA